UCCCAAAAAGAUUGUUGCUGAAGAAGUUGGUGACUUCCGCCUUAUUAGCCUCGUCAGUAGUCUGAACAAAAUUUUGUCCAAGCUUCUGUUCUUGCUUCUUCAACCCUUCAUGAGACGGUUCAUUUCCUGCCAUCAGUUCGCUAGUCUGCGGCAUAGACAGAUUCAUGAAGCCGCUCUUAUUGCCAAUGAGCUGGUUGAUAGUAGACUGAGAAGUGGGCACCCGGAAAUCAACUUUUAAUUGGAUAUUGAGAAGGCAUUUAACUCCGUCAUCUGGAGUUGUCUGUUUAACACUUUGAAGAACAUGGGACUUUGCUAGUGGUUCUGUAAGUGGAUUAAGGGUAUUAUUAGUCACUCUAAACUGUCGCUGCUUGUCAAUGGCAAAGCAAGAGGUUUCUUUCAGAUGCAAAGGGGUUUGAAACUAGGGGACUCCCUUUCCCCCUUCCUUUGCAGUCUCAUUAUGGAUCUAUUGUCGUUUAUUCUUCAAAGCUCUCAUGAUUCUGGGCUUAUCGAGGGUUUUUUCAUGGAUGAUUCUAAUAGAGUGGAUGGAGUUAAUCACCUCCUUUAUGCUGAUGAUGCCAUUGUUUUUUGUGACGCGACGAAGGAAGUUGUCUUCAACUUUGCUGCUGCGUUGGUUUGGUUCCAAACCAUCACUGGCCUUAAGGUGAACUUCGGGAAAAGUUUUUUGUUCCCAGUUGGUGAGAUUGCUAAUGUGAAUCGCAUGGUGGAGAUUCUGGGUUGCGAUUCGAAGUUCCUUCACACUGAGUAUCUCGACCUACCUCUAGGGGCUCAUCCCACUUCUAAUGGUAUAUGGAACAAAGUCAUUGACAAGGUGGAGUGUAGGGUGGCUGGUUGGAUGGGGAAGUAUUUGUCCAUUGGUGGAAGGGUAACCUUAUGUAUUUCUGUGCUUGCUGCUGACACGCUACGACACAACACCUAACAAUGGCCAAGUGUAACCAAUAGAAGGGACUGCAGUAUAGUGGUGCAAGUAAUAAAUAUCGAAUCCUCGGGUCUAUGUACUAUUACUCAGCUUUAGUUCAUUAUCUAGCAUAUCAGAUUAAGGAUUGAUUAACUAAACUAAGUAAAACUACUAAUUACAUUUUGGAAACUCACUUAGGUAUGAUUCCCCCUAGCUCCUCAAUUAGGUCCAAGUUGUAGUUCCUUUUGGUUGUUUUACUGUUGAUUAAACUGCGAAAGAUCCUAAAUUAGCUUGGAAUCUCUUAAGUUGACCAAGCCCUCUUAGACAGAAUACCCGGCAGGCGACUACCUUCGCCGGGAUAGACUGCUAAGGCGAUUAACACAGAUAUCCACUACUGGAAUGAAUUCCAGUACAAAGCAGUGAAUUGACUGACUCUCGCACAACCAAUUCACUACUAUCAAUCAAGGAAGCUCUCUUAACCUAAUCAGAUUCUAUCUAUCAAAGGUUAAAGCAGAAAUCAAGAGAAUUUUAUCAGGAUUCAAUUGACUCAAUACAUCAUGCCUCAAUCGAUUAUAAUCACACAAUAUAGCAUCCAAAACUUCAUUCAAGAAAGAUCGUAACAUAUGGAACUAGGGUUCCUCACAACCUAAGUGAAGGAAAAUUACUCCAUAGAGAAGAGAGAGAUUGUAGAAAUCUGAUCUAGAUCUUCAAUUUCCAUCUCCAAGCUUGAUUCUUGAGCUUCAAUGGUGAAGAAAUCCUCCAAAAUAGCUCCAAGAAUGUCUCUAGAUUACCCUCUCUCUCUUUGGAUCGUCCCUUGGGUAUUUGGAUCCAAAACCGAGCUCUCCCUCUCCUAAAACCGCAAAACAGCUUUUAUACCCGUUGAAACUCGCACCCCCUACUUGCACGGCCGUGAAAAUUUAUUUUUUGGCCGUGCAAACCCCCUGAGAAACCCACACGGCCGUGCAGAAUUUCACACGGCAGUGCCCAAUUUCCAGCAUGCACACCUAAGCUUCGGUGAUCUCGUUUGAGCUCGUUUGACCUCCGAUUCAGGUGCUGUUUGAUCCAAGAUGCUCGUAGUCUUGUCCUCUUUCUUUUCCUGACAAGCUUUCAUGAUUCUUUUUCAAUAAAAUGAGGUAUAAAUCCAUUCUACCUCAAGUCAUUGCCGAGUUUCUCACCCCGAGUCGCCAAUUGAUCUCCUCUUGACUUGAAACUUGCGCCUAGGAUUCACUUUACAUGCUAGGACCUGAAAUGUGACAAAGGAACACAACCUAGCGUAAAAUAGUCCAAGAAAUCAAAAAAUCAAGCCAAAAUGAUCAAGAAACGAGGGUGCAAACAUCUGCAAAUACGACGUUAUCAAGUUCCCCCACACUUAACCGUUUGCUUGUCCCAAAGCAAACCUGACUCAAACCAAUGCAACUCUCCAGACCUUUAUAGAAACAUGCAACCGCAAUUGGUGGUAGAGGACGUUCUAAGUCAUUUAGCCGCUUACGAGGUCAACCAACGCACAAGACACCUCCUAGCUUCUUCGCCGAGAACUCUAGACCCGAGUCGGGAUCAUGCCAAGUAGUGAUCAGAGGACAAGUGAUUCGUGACAAAGAGACUCUGAAAAACAGAAAGGUCAUGGACUCACUUUUUUAGGUGCUCUAUUUUUUUCCUUUUAAAGAUGGUUGGAACCCCUUUUUUCUUUUUCUUUGUUUUGUUGUUUGUUUUUUUCCAAGGGUCCUAACCUGUUAUUUCCAGAAAACUGGGCUCCCACCUAUUAACGGUUUUGAGGGAGCCCGGCUCUUACUGGCCAUGCCAAGAGCAGCUCCUACCGGCCAUGCCGGGAGCAGAUGUCUCGAGCCUCGUGCGGGCGAAAGAAAUGUAAGGGGUAGUA
Messenger RNA from Linum trigynum, 2792 nucleotides. Lineage: Eukaryota; Viridiplantae; Streptophyta; Magnoliopsida; Malpighiales; Linaceae. The record is from the annotation of a GenBank genome assembly.